UACAUACACUUUAUGAAAUCUGUUUUGAUAGUGAAUUGUUGUAACUUGCGUUAUACCUACAGAAAUAGUGAAUUAUUGUGACUUGUGUUAUAAAUACAUAACGUUUACUAUCUUAGCCGAAUAUUAUCAAAGUUUAUAAGUUCCUGCAAGUUAUAAUGACUGGGUAUUUGAGAAUUUUUAAGAAAUAUUUAUUUCGAUUAAUUUAAGAUCCGUUUACAGAAACAAAAUAGUAAAUUGGAAUUAACAAUUUAUGUAUAACCUUGUUUAAGGUUCUUAAAAGUGUUCUCAUGUUCUCAGGAGUAUAUAUUUAAUGUUAAGGUCUUUAACAUGGACAAUUAUAGUCUUGUAAAUGUGACGGCAGGUACAAAUUAUGUUCAAAGUAAAAAUCGAACGGAUAUGUCUUCAUCUGAGCCAUACGAAGAAGCUGCUGCAGCCAUUUCCUUACUGUUGUUCAUUACCAUAGUUUGCCUGAAUGGACUUGUAAUUUACACCCUCGUGUUCAGAAAACAUGAGAAGAGUCGUCUCUUCUAUUUUGUACUGAAUUUAGCAAUAGCAGAUUUUCUCGUGGGUGUAUGUAGUGUUCUUGUACUUGGUAUAACUAGUGCAAUGCAUAAAGAAUGGUAUGGUGGUGACAUUAUGUGUAGACUUAAUCGUUUUAUGUCAACAACGACUGUGAUUGCAUCUAAUAAUCUUCUGAUCAGCAUGAGUGUAGACAGAUUUCUGGCAAUCAAGUAUCCAUUGAAUGUUCUUAGAAUAGGUAUUCAUAAGUAUAUGAACAAGUGCUUGGUCGGAGGGGCAUGGCUUAUCAGUAUAGUGGCCUCAAGUUUUUUCAUAAUUUACAGUCAGGGAGUAAAUGCAAAUCCAAAUGGUGCUGAUAUUUAUGAACAAAAAGGUGGCUGUAAAAUUAAAUUUCCAGAUCAUUGGUGGAAGCCGUAUAGUUUAACAGUUGCAGUAAUAGUCUAUGUGUUACCAACAAUCGGUAUAACAGUAUGUUAUGUGGGUAUAUGUAUCAUAGUCUGGAUGAAAUGGCGUUCAAGGGUGAAAUUAUCAGAGAUCAACACCGAUGCAAGCAGAGACCGACUUCCGAAGGCUAAGAUAAAGAGCAUCAAAAUGACAUUGGUCGUUUGUUUGGCCUUUUUCUUAUGCUGGACACCUUAUUUUAUAGUAAUGUUGAUGCACAUAUUUCACCCAGGUACGGUGGGAGAGAAAUUAACUCUUUUAUUCAACUGUCUAUACCCACUCAACAGUGCCUGCAAUCCUCUCAUAUUCAUGUUAUUCAAUCGCAAACUGUUCUUGUUCACUUGCGACACUUAGGGACAAAAAGACCAACAUACUGUAUAAUCGUAUGAAAAGAGGAUCUCACAAAUGACGUCAACUUGUCUAGGUGCUUGCAUUUCGUCAGUACUCGAGAUGCUACACGUUGGAAGAAGAAGAUCAAAUAAAUGAAGACACGAAAAUGAGUACAGCCUUGAUUAAUAGUUUAUUGCUAAAAAAUAAAACAUUGAACAUGCCAUGCUUUAUGCAACGAAACAUGUCUAAUAUAUUUCAAAAACAACAUCAUUGCUUUGCAAACAUUGCUAAUACAGUAUGUGCCUGGUUGCAUAGGAAUGUUUCUUGUAUUGAGGUUACUGCUUCCGAUAUUUAAGCAACACCAUAUAUAUAGUUCAUCAGUACUGAACAUUAGUUUUUAUACAUUUUCAAGCUGCAGCAACAGCCCGUCCCAUUUUUAUCAGUAAUCCAAUUUGAAAUUCUAUUUGUACAUAUCGUGUAUUGUUUUUAUUCAACACAGAUUCGAUAAUUCAUGCUUAAUUUCAACAACAAUUACACGCUUAAGUAUAUCUUAAUAAAUAAAACAAAU
Molecule: messenger RNA, 1858 nt
Organism: Ruditapes philippinarum (Manila clam)
Lineage: Eukaryota; Metazoa; Mollusca; Bivalvia; Venerida; Veneridae
Product: cardioacceleratory peptide receptor-like
Exons: 7
Coding region: 328-1314 (328 amino acids)
Biological process (GO): G protein-coupled receptor signaling pathway
Cellular component (GO): membrane
Molecular function (GO): peptide binding; vasopressin receptor activity
Source: RefSeq, a predicted model, not a curated record